Molecule: messenger RNA, 4350 nt
Organism: Psammomys obesus (fat sand rat)
Lineage: Eukaryota; Metazoa; Chordata; Mammalia; Rodentia; Muridae
Gene: Ubxn2a
Product: UBX domain protein 2A
Exons: 7
Coding region: 203-979 (258 amino acids)
Biological process (GO): proteasome-mediated ubiquitin-dependent protein catabolic process; nuclear membrane reassembly; Golgi organization
Cellular component (GO): cytosol; nucleus
Molecular function (GO): ubiquitin binding
Source: RefSeq, a predicted model, not a curated record
CCUGGCGCGCGCCGGGCGGACUGAGCCUCGGAGGCGGGCCAGGCUUUCGGCGGCGGCGGCUGCGGCGGGGCCGCUGGUCCCCGGAGGAUUUCCAGACGCUCCCGGGCUGAGGGGCUUCGGCCCGGCGGCGGUGGCGGCGCUUGCCGGCCCUAGGGGACGGACGACUGGGCCGCGGGGCCGCGCCCUGAGUAGCAGAAAGAGAAUGAAAGAAGUAGAUAAUCUUGACAGUAUAAAAGAAGAAUGGGUUUGUGAAACAGGACCUCCUGACAGUCAGUCCCUCAAUGAUAAUCAACAAAAGGACUGUGACUGUAUUGUUGACAGCCUUUUUGAGGAAGCAGAGAAGGUUGGUGCCAAAAGUUUGUCCCCUGCAGAACAGAAGAAACAGGUAGAUGUAAACAUAAAAUUAUGGAAAAAUGGAUUCACGGUCAAUGAUGAUUUUAGAAGUUACUCUGAUGGUGCAAGUCAGCAGUUUCUGAACUCCAUCAAAAAGGGGGAAUUACCUUCAGAAUUACGAGGAGUUUUUGAUAAGGAGGAGGUGGAUGUUAAAGUUGAAGAUAAAAAAAAUGAAGUAUGUAUGUCUACAAAGCCUGUGUUCCAACCCUUCUCAGGACAGGGCCACAGACUAGGAAGUGCUACACCAAAAAUCGUUUCUAAAGCAAGGAGUAUCGAGAUUGACAAUAAAAGCACUUUGUCUGCUGUUUCACUGAACAACUUGGAACCCAUUACCAGGAUCCAGAUCUGGUUAGCCAAUGGGGAAAGGACUGUCCAAAGAUUUAAUGUUUCUCAUAGGGUGAGCCAUAUUAAAGACUUCAUUGAAAAAUACCAGGGAUCUCAGAGAAGCCCUCCCUUUGCCCUGGCAACAGCUCUUCCUUUCCUCAGAUUUCUGGAUGAGACACUCACAUUGGAAGAAGCAGAUUUGCAGAAUGCUGUAGUCAUUCAGAGACUCCAGAAAAGUGCUGAGCCUUUUAGAAAGCUCUGAUAGUUUUAAUUUUUGAGAGACUGAGAGAAAUGAUGGUUGGAAGUGGACAUGCAGAAGUGGGAGAUAGAAGUCAGUGUGACUGAACUUGUGGUUUGAGCGAUACUUAAUCCCUUAUGAGGGGGGGCUUAAUAAUCACAAGCUAGGAAAGUAACAUAUGGCUGGAAACCAUACUCAGCGCACUUUUCUCAAAAGGCUACUCAGAAAAAAAAAAAUCCCUAUUUUCAAAUACUAAAUAACCAGUAUAAUAUAUUAAAUAGCUGUAUCAUUAAUCUUAAUGUAGUCUAAAUUAGCAGAGUAUUCACACGCAUCAGCAUUCAAACAUUAUUUCCAAACAGCAGAUAUUUAUAUAAAUGUUAGCUAUCUCAGUUUUAAAAUAGCAAUACAUUAAAAUAUACUGACAUGUUGAAAGCAUCGAUGUAAUUAUUAUAUUGCCUCAUCUUCAGAGCUUGUCAGUUUUCACUCUGAGAUAUUCAAAUAUUCAUUUGGCAACGUAUCCAAAAUGUAUACUCUUGUGUAGCUUAGUAUAAUGUCAGUAUUAAUCUGUCUACACACUUUUCUGUAUCUUCUAUAUGUAAUUUUAUGGGCUGGAAAUAUAAAUAUAGUUCAGUGAUAGAUUAUUUGCCAAGCAUAUAUGAGACCCUAGGUUCAAUUGAUCCCCUGCACCACACACACACAAACCCUCAAAGUUUUCAAAUAUUUAUUCAUUUUAAAAUAGUAACUGGGAGCCAGGCAUGGUGUGUACACCUGUAAUCCCAGCACUUGGGGAGGCAGAGACAGAUCUAUGGGUUGGGGGCCAGCCUGGUCUACAAAGCGAGUCCAGGACAGCCAAGGCUACAAGAGAAACCCUGUCUCAAAAAACCAAAACUAAUAAUAAUAACAGCUUCAAAACUGCCUACAGUGGUGCAUGCCUUGUAGCUCUAGCGAACACCAAGCUGACAGUGGAGGAUCACUUGAGCCAAGGAGUUCCAGUCAGCCUAAGCAACAUAGCAAAAAACCCUGUCUAUAGUAGCAACUUUAUGCCUAGAGCAAAGGCUCAGCAGUUAAGAGAAUUGGCUGCUCUUGCUGUGGAUCCAGGUUCAAUUUCCAGCACCCACAUGGCAGUUCACAACCAUCUGAAACUCCUGCUCCAAGGGAUCCAACUCCCUCUCUGAGCUCUAUGGGCACUGUACUCAAGUGCUACAUAGACUUACAUGCAGGCAAAACACCACACAUGUUAAAUUUUUAAAAAUUAAUAAUUUCCAAAGCAUGAAAAGAUUUAUUGAGAAAGGUGGCAUUGUACUUCCUUUUUUCAGAAAAUGUAAUGUCUGACUUAAUGACGAUAAAUGAUUCUCACCUGUUUCUAUAUUCACUAUGUUGCAGUAUCACGUAUCUUAUAGCCUCUGGAACAGCAGUUUUCAUUUGUGAGAAUGAAAAAGAAGCAUGUAACACUAUAUGAUUAGGAAAGCCAUUUUGACAAAGGGUCAUUUGGAAGUCCUUCCCAAAGGACUAAUACCUGACCAAACAUGGUAGCUCACAUAUGUGACCAUAUCACUUGGGAGCCUGAGGCAGGAGGAUUACCAAGAGGUAAAGCCCAGCGUGGGCUACAGAAUGAGACGAUGUUAAAAUGACAAAGUCUAUUCCUGCCACCUACCACAAGCAUGCUUCACUGUCUGAGACAGGUGUCAAUUCCAUUUGGAAUCUUGAGUGAGUCAUAGGUAGUGAUUAGUGUAACUGCAGGAAUUCUGUACUAGGCCUCAGUCCACACUGUACUCCUCACCAGGGGCGUGGGCAGCUCCACCCAAAUGCAGCUUCUACACCUCAGCUUUGUCUUCCCAAGUUUACUCAGGCUGAACUACUUGCGACGAAACCUGUGCCUUGCCUCCCAUCCACAGAUGAAGGCAGGGCUGGGAAGUGUGAUGAGGUUUUAAGUAAGACUCAGGAAUAACAAGAGGAAACCUAUGUAUGUAACUGGAUGUCCUGGAUCAGCCCUUUGUUCUGCAGUCUUAUUUUAAAGAUCCUUUCUUCCUUGCCAGGCUUCUCUGUAUUUUCGGUGGGCAGUGGGGACAAGAGGACUAAGGAGAGCAUUUUCAUUUUGCCCUUUACCUAGGAAAUCGGCAGGACUGUAAUAGAAAGUUAAAUUAUUUGUCAAUAAUGUUUACACAACAGUAUCAGAGCCCUCUUUAGCAAAGCAAAUAAUUACUUUCGUAACAAAAAAGAGGAUAGUAAAAUCAAUGGUUUUAUCUUACAGAUAUAGGCAAAAACUUUUGAUUGUUAAUAUGUUCAGGAAUCUCUAAGGAAAUGUUUCAUAAAGGCCUAUCAUGAAACCUUUCUGUUUGCAUAGUUAUAAUUGAUAAAUGGUUUUCUGUAUUUUUAUGAGGAGCCUCUCACAAGAAUGUUUCUUGUGUAUCUACAAAAAAGGGGGGGAAGCCUCCUUUGUGGAUAUUCCAAUUAACCAGAAGCUCUAGUGGGGUUUUCUUGUUUGUCCACAUAGAGUAUAUGCCAGGGAGAGGUUCUAAUAGGAAAAAUGGUCAUCAGCAAUAACUAGCAUUUUUUUUAAACUGUGAAAAUGUUGUAAAUAUAUUCUCAAAGAUUUCCUUAAGAUAAUCAUCUGGUAAAGCUUUUUACUUGAAAAUUCACAAGUUGUAAAGUUUAAUGUAUAGACUCCUUAUUAUAGUUGACUUUGGAAGACUAAAUUGCCCAGGGAAGCAAAACUUGAAGUGAGUGAAUAUCUUAGGAGUGGGAUGCAGCUUGAUCCAAGUCUUUGCUUUAGAGCUGUCAUCAGUCAUUUGUCUUGCAGAUGAAAUGGACACAUCAAAGCAUACCUGAUUGUAUACAUCCUAAUUUGCCAGCUAGAUUACUAUGCACUGUCAAAGCUAAAAUAAUCUUACUUUAUCACAACUCAUUCAAUAUAUUUCAUGAUGUUUCCAUACAUUGACAGUGUAGUAGUUUGUAUCUAUUUUAGUGCCUUAAUAUAUUUUUGAUGCGGUAUUUUGCUAAUGGUUAAAUGAACGGUUCCCUUAAAGAUAAAAUGCUCUUCAUUGAAAGGAUAUGUUAAAUAAUUUACACCUGUUGUAAAAAUAGUUACUUGUGAAUGCUUUUGUCUUUUUUUUUUUUUUUAAUGUGGCUAGGUCAUUCAGUUUGAGAAUCUAUUAUUUGAUCUAAUAAUUAUUAGAUGCCUUUCUUUAAGCAAUGUUAUUUUUAUUUCAUACUCAGAAAUGUGAAAAAGUGAUAUUUUUGUAGCUGUCCAAUGGUUGUAUUUAUUCUUAUGACGUAGCAUGGAAACGUAUGAAUAGUGUUUACUCUUUUGUCCUUCUCUGCCACAGAACGAAACACUUCAGUAAAAAGUUGCUCCUCACACUGAGUCCUCAGUGAGAAGUGGCUUGCUCAUUACA